This is a messenger RNA of Parnassius mnemosyne (clouded apollo), 1314 nucleotides long. The record is from the annotation of a GenBank genome assembly. NCBI's taxonomy places the organism in Eukaryota, Metazoa, Arthropoda, Insecta, Lepidoptera, Papilionidae.
AUGUCUUUCCUUCAUAAUCAUUCUUGCGAGUGCGUUAAGUCAGAAUUGGAUUUGUUUGCACUACCGUCUACACAAACUAGCAUUGAAAAUGGAUUGUGGAUUCAUUAUAAACCAAUUUCAUCUCUUGGUGAUGAUGGACCUAUCGAGUUUCAAGUUCCUGGGACCGGCGAUGACUACAUAGAUUUGUCUCAUACAUUACUCCACAUAAAAGCAAAAGUAUUAAAUCAAGAUUCAACUAACUUGGUAUCUACUACAAUAGUAGCACCUGUAAAUAAUUGGCUGCAUUCACUUUUUAGUCAACUUGAUGUUUAUUUAAACCAAAAACUUGUAUCACCACCUAAUAAUACCUAUGCAUAUCGAGCAUACAUGGAAACCCUUUUAAACUAUGCCCCUGCUGCUAAACAAUCUCAUCUUACUUGUAGUCUUUGGUAUGAGGAUACAGCAGGAAAAAUGGAUUCUACAGAUGGUAAAAACAUAGGAUUUGUUAAAAGACAGGAAUUGAUUAGUGAAAGUAAGGAAAUAGAAAUGAUUGGUCAUCUUCACGGUGACAUUUUUAACCAAGAUAAAUUUUUAAUUAAUGGUGUUGAAAUGAGUGUUAAAUUGGUUCGAUCAAGAGAGAGUUUUAAUUUAAUUGUUGGGUCAAACGAUGUAAAGUUUAAAGUUUGCAUUACGGACGCAACUCUUAUUGUUCGACGAGCACGAAUUAAUCCAAGUGUAUUACUCGCACAUCAAAAAGUUUUAGCUUCUACCACUGCUAAAUAUCCUAUUACUCGAGCUGAAGUAAAAGUUUUAACAAUUCCUUCGGGUGUUCAAGGAAAAACUCUUGAUAAUAUAUUUUUAGGACAGGUACCGAAAAGAUGUAUAAUUGGAUUUGUGAACAAUUCUGCAUUUAAUGGUUCCCUUACUAAAAAUCCAUUUAACUUUGAAAACUAUGGUAUUAAUUCUUUCAGCUUAUAUAUUGAUGAUCAACAAAUACCUUCAAAAGCUUUGCAACCAUCUUUUAAUAAUAGCAUAUUUACAUCAGCAUAUCAUACUCUAUUCUCGGGAACUGGUAUUCACUUUCUUAAUGAAGGAAAUGGAAUCUCUUGUGAACAGUAUGGCAAAGGUUACUGUCUAUUAGCAUUUGACUUAACUCCUGAUGUAUCAGCUAACUCAUCAACUCAUUGGAAUCUCAUAAAGCAUGGUAGUGUAAGAAUAGAAGUACGAUUUGAAUCCUCAUUAAUACAAACAAUUAACUGUAUAGUUUAUGCUGAGUUUGAUAAUAUUAUUGAGAUAGAUAAAAACAGAAAUGUUACUGUAGACUAUAGUAGUUAA